Molecule: messenger RNA, 1962 nt
Organism: Zea mays
Lineage: Eukaryota; Viridiplantae; Streptophyta; Magnoliopsida; Poales; Poaceae
Product: FHA domain-containing protein At4g14490
Exons: 2
Coding region: 103-1671 (522 amino acids)
Molecular function (GO): protein binding
Source: RefSeq, a predicted model, not a curated record
ACUCCAUAGCAGCGGCCAGUACUUUUCCCCAACUCUGCCCAGAAAUUUGAAAUCCUUUUCGCUUCCCUCUUCACAGACCUCCGACCCCUGAGCCCCCCCUCGAUGGCGGAUCCGCCGCCUGUGCUUACUCUCCUGGUGAAGAAGGGCCCCUGCAAGGGGAAUACCCUGCAGCGCUGCGCCGGCACCGAGGCGCUCCGUGUCGGCCGCGUUGCCAAGGGCAACGACCUCUCCGUGGGCGACGCGGGCGCGUCGCAGAGGCAUCUCUCCGUCGAGUUCCUCCCGCCGCCUGCGGCCCGGUGGACCGUCACCGAUCUAGGCUCCUCGAACGGCACCCUCCUCAACGCUACGCCUCUCGUGGCCACUAUCCCCGCUCCGCUAUCCGACGGGGAUCUCAUCAAGAUCGGGGAGACAACCGUGCUCGCCGUCUCCAUAUCGACCGAUGCAGGCCCGGGACCGGGCCCCGUCGCGACAAGGCGUUCCAGGCGAAACGCAGCGGCGGCGGCGGAUGAACAGGGCCCGGCUGUUCCUCGCAGGGCUGGACGGAGGAAGGCUGGUGCGACGGAAGCCCCCGAAGCUGGGAAUGAAGUGGAGGAGGAAGCUGCAUUGCCGACUCGCCGAGGCGGGCGGAGGAAGACCGUUGAGCCCGCUAGGGUAGAGACGGAAGCGGAAGAUGAAGAGGAGGAAGCGGCAAUACCGCGCCGUGGCAGGUCGAGGAAGGCUGCAGCCACGGUCGUCCUUCCUCCACAGCCGCAAAAUACGAGGUCAACGAGAGCUGCUGCAAGGAAAGGUGACGUAUUGGGGUGCGAAAACGAUGAGGGGAAAGUGAUGAGGACCGGAAGGGGACGAGGACGGGUUACAAGGUCAAGUGCAAGGAAUGAUACAGGUGUUACUCAGGAGGAAGAGGAGGGUGAGGUGGCUGUGGCCAGAGAUCGGGAAGGGACAGCUGCCGGGGGCAAGGAUGAGGUGGUGCCGGCGGCUGGGAGAGUUCAAGCAAAGAGGAGCAGAGGAGGCAGAGGCCGAGGAAGGGCUACGACGGCAAGUACAAGGAAGGCUGAGGAUGCGGUUGCUGAGAACGAUGAAAAUGAGCAAGAGGAAAGGGAUAUGGCUGAUGGCAGAGAACGAGGGGGGAGUCCAUUGAGGGUGUUGGCCGUGAAUGAUGGUUCUGAAGUGGAUAAGGUGGCAACUGAGGACAAGUUGGAUGGAACUUCAAAGGCAUCCAUGGAAGAUGAGAAGAUGGAGGAUUUGACAUUGACAGAGAGGGCAAUAAAGGGGAGUGCCAAUGUUAAGCAUGCUCCUGCUGACAAUGGUGGUGUGGAAGAAGAGGAGGUGAAGAAUUUGAGCAAGGGAGAGGAAACUGAAGUAUAUCAGGAAUUGAGGGAAAAGGUUUCACCAGGGUCAAAGCCUGAUGGUGUUGGAGAAGUGGAAAAGAAUGAAAAGAGGGAAGCUGUUGGUGCCAGUGGAGAGAGAGGCCAUGUUGGGGUCGGGGAGCCCAAAGGAAGACACAGAUUGGAGAAUAUGACACUGGGGGAGUGGUUUGUUCAGAUCGAGAAAUACCUUCUAGCAAAGAAUGAAGAAGCUGCUGAAAAGGCGAUAGCUGAAGUGCAAGAGAAACAUCGGUGGUUUUGUGAACAUGUUAAAACCCUCAAGCUCAAAAAGAGUCUUGCUCCUUGAGAUUCCAUGGGUGAUCUGGAAAUAUUUUGGACGGACUAAUGUUGGAUGAUUUGAUGACACCAUCAUAUAUCGCAAUGAAGACAGUAAUGGUGAAGCGUCGCAAACUGUAGGUUUGUGGUGCAGCCAUCAUUAGCAGGGUGGUAGUUAUUUAUUCCGCACUUAGUAGUUUGCUACUAUUCAUGAGUUGGUUGUCCCUUAGUUUAAGUGAUUCAGAUUCAGAGGAGUGAACCAGGGGCGGAUACAAGCUCCGCACCAUUUGGUCCGUGGUCUGGAGCAUAAUUCAUGUGUCUA